AUGACCUCUGCCGGACGUCUUGUAGGCCCACCCGCCGCACGAAAGAUUGCCAUAUCUGCCACCCAAAACCCCGCCGUAGCCUCCCAAAUUCAAAUAUGCAAACCACCGACCCACGAAACGUACUCUGGGAGACCACCGAUGGGUCUGACGGAAAACUUGUCUCCGACUUUUUUGUCGUCCGGGAACCCAUGCCUCGACUUCUUCUUCCACGUGGUGCCCGAUACCCCGGCGAAGGAUCUGAUUGAACGGCUGGAACUGGCGUGGGCGCACGAUGCCCUGACCACUCUGAAAUUGAUCUUCAAUCUGAGGGGUGUGAGAGGCACCGGGAAGUCCGAUAAAGAAGGCUUCUACGUCUCGGCUCUUUGGCUCCACAUAGUCCACCCCAAAACCCUGGCUCUCAACGUCAAGGCUCUUGCCGAUUUCGGGUACCUCAAGGAUUUGCCUGAAAUUCUCUAUCGGCUUCUCGAAGGCCCCGAGGUCAGAAAACUCGCAAAGGAAGCCUGGGAGGAGAGGAAGAAUUCAAAGGAUGGGAACAAAAUUUCGCGGGGAAGGAAAAGAUUUUUCAACAAAACGAAUUCCCGGAAAUUUAAGAGAGGGGGUGGUAUAUGGAAAAGGAGGGCUGUUUGGGAGGAGGAGGAGGAGAUGUUGGGGCAAUUGGAUAAGGUGGUGGCUAGGGCUUUAAGGAAAGAGUGGGAAGUUUCGCAGGCUGCAAAGGCUUUGAACAGGUAUAACAAUGACUCUGAUUACCGGUUCCUCUUCGAUUGCGUUUGCGAUGUGUUUGCAGAGCUUUUGAAAUCGGAUUUAGCGUUUUUGGGUGGUGGGGAGGUUCAUAAGAUUAGUCUUGCGGCAAAAUGGUGCCCGACCAUCGAUUCGUCGUACGACAAGUCAUUGUUGAUAUGCGAAGGGAUUGCGAGGCGUGUUUUCCCAAGAGAGUGUGAGGAACAGUACGGGGAGAUAAAGGAGGCGCAUUAUGCGUACAGGGUGAGAGAUAGAUUGAGGAAACAAGUUCUUGGUCCGUUGCAUAAGGCAUUGGAAUUGCCCGAGGUGUAUAUGAGUGCCAAUCGGUGGAAAUCGUUGCCAUAUAACAGGGUGGCGUCGGUGGCCAUGAAGACUUAUAAGGGGCUGUUUGAGAAGCACGAUCCUAAGAGGUUUCGGAGAUAUCUUGCCGAGGUGGAGAGUGGGAAGGCGAAGAUUGCCGCUGGGGCAUUGCUUCCCCACAAGAUUAUCCAGUCGCUGAAUUAUGAUGAGGAUGGUGGGAAGGUGGCAGAGCUUCAGUGGAAAAGAAUGGUUGGUGAUCUUGCCAAGAAAGGGAGGCUCAAGAAUUGCAUUGCGGUUUGUGAUGUUUCCGGGAGUAUGAGUGGGACUCCGUUGGAGGUGUGUGUGGCGCUGGGGCUGUUAGUUUCGGAGCUCAGUGAAGAGCCAUGGAAGGGAAAGGUGAUUACCUUUAGUGAGAACCCAGAGCUUCACUUGAUUGAAGGGGAUACUCUUCUUGACAAGACUGAAUUUAUAACGUACAUGGAUUGUUGUCUCAAUACAGACUUUCAGAAAGUUUUUGACCAAAUCUUGCAAGUUGCGGUGGAGGGCAAGUUGACAGAAGACCAACUGAUCAAGAGAGUGUUUGUUUUCAGUGAUAUGGAAUUUGAUGAGGCUUCAUCAGCUGACUCAUGGGAAACAGAUUACCAAGUUAUACAGAGGAAGUUCCGGGAGAAAGGAUACAACAAGGUGCCAGAGAUUGUGUUUUGGAACCUUCGUAACUCGUCCUCAACUCCGGUGGUCGCCAGCCAGAGUGGGGUGGCGCUUGUGAGUGGGUUUUCCAAGAAUAUGUUGACUUUGUUCUUGGAAGAAGGUGGGAUCGUUAAUUCUGAGGGUGUGAUGAGAUCAGCAAUCUCUGGUGAAGAGUACAAGAAACUUGCUGUGUAUGAUUGAUAUGUCAAUGUAG
Molecule: messenger RNA, 1939 nt
Organism: Corylus avellana
Lineage: Eukaryota; Viridiplantae; Streptophyta; Magnoliopsida; Fagales; Betulaceae
Source: RefSeq, a predicted model, not a curated record